UUAACUUUUCAUCACUUUGUUUUUGGAGGAAAAAAAGCCAUGAUACCAAGCAUCCUUAAACUCCGUUGGUGGUCCGAUUCUGUGAUGACGUCAUUUUCCGCGAAGCAGUUUGAUUGGACAGUGGUUUAUAAAUUUUCCCACACUGCGCAAAUGAAUGAAACGGAACGUGAAAACAGAUUCGUAGGUAUUAUAAGUCAGCGUAUUACAACUUGCACGUGGAUUUUAGUGAAAUUAUCGGAAACCGGCAGAUCAAAAGUAACUUCAAAGGGUGCCGACAACUGGAAUAUUAUCUGACUGGGACAAUGAUGCUGUUUUGGUUGCGCGUAUAGUGCUUUUUAGGUUCAUUCGGAAACAGAAUCUUCUUAAGUUUAAAUAGUACAUUAAAUUCUCGUAUAAAAGAUUAUGAUUCUUCCAAGUUGAAGAACAGGACAGUUAAAAAUUAAAAUGAAAAUGGCAAACAUUGAUAUAAAAUAAUAAAAAAAAAAAGAAAAGUGUGGACGUGCGGUGAAAAUAUUUGGUGCAAAUUGAGACAUCUUAAAACUGAAAAAAAAAUGUAAACGAUUAACGAUGCCUACAUGUAUCGUAUAUCUAAGGUCCGUAAAAGGAAUAUUAAAAAUUAGAUAUUCAUCUAUUUAAAAGAUUUAUGUUGCUAUAUGACACCAAAAUCGCGGAUAAAUCUAUGAGUGAAUUCAAUUUACGGCGCUUUUAGUGAUACAAAUUAUUUUAGGUAUCAGGUUCUAGUUAGGUAGAUAAUGUUCGGUUUUAAAGAAACAUAUCUUUUCAAAUUCCUUUUAUAUUUUGCGUUGACAUUGCGCGUUUGUGUGUGCGUCCGUGCGAUGACGUGUCCGCCGUGCGAUCGAAUACAUUGCUCACCGAAGAGUGCGUCAAAACUGGAGUGCCGUGGCGGCACGACUACCGGUGUGUGCGGUUGUUGCCCGGUGUGCGCACGGGUCCAGGGAGAACAGUGUGGCGGGUACUAUAAUUAUCUCGGAAAAUGUGAUAAAGGACUUUAUUGUGAACCAGUUUCUAAGCGGAAAAGGGGCCGAGUUCAUAAAAGUAAGGAACCAGAAGGGAUCUGUAAAAAGGUUCCGGUUCAAGUUAAGGACCAGCCUCCGGAACAGCGAAGGUCGUGCCGUCCUAAAUGCAGACCGGAGUUCUGCCGCAAACAUCCGAAAGCCAUAUGUUCAGCUGUAGAUGCAGCUGAAUUUCCACAGCCAUGCCAAUCAAAGUGCCAACAUACGUCGUGUAGCGCCUGCAAAUUUGUAGCGCAGCCAUCUUGCCGGAAGUGUGCACAAGAUGACUUCCGGUGCAUGCGCAAAUUCGGAAGAUGCAUCCGCAAAGAUACGUGCUCUCGUAGAAAGUAUCCAUGUAAAGAAAAAUAUUUUUCGUACUGGGAGAAACAAGAGGGCAAGUUCCAGUGUUUUGUCCCCGAAUGCUAACGACGUACGAUUAACAAGAAUAUUCAUCCAUAUCAGGCACAGUGUGUUUUGUUGUCUUGCUUACUGAAAAUUUUAUCUUUAGAUGAUAACGAUAUUUAGCUAUUUCAUUUUUCGUCAGCGUAUCAUUUGCUAGCCAAAUUGGCUGCGUUACAUAGCACCAGUGUUUUCACGCACGGAUAUAUAAUAAUUACAACAGUGCUUUUUAAAAGAAAAUUUUUCAAGUAAAUUUACGAAGAACAAAUGAUUGAAGACCUCGAAUGUGUUCUGAAAAAAAUCAAAAUCUUUAGAGAAAGAUGCAGUGGGACUUACUGCAGUGACUCGUGAAAAUCAUGCGAAUAAAAACAAUUGGUGCCACGUAAAAAUCACCGUGCAGUACCACGAGAAAAAAAAAACAUGAGAAAAAAAUGUGUUGUGUUACGGAAAAAAACGUGCAUAUACUCGAGAAGAAAAAAACUGAAAGCAAAUUCUCACAAAAAUAACGUACUAAGAACACUGAGAGUAAAAUGUGUAAAAAAAAAAAAAAAGCGUGCAGUAACAAGAGGGACUAUACGAGACAGUUGCGCCGUGUCGUAGUAAAAAGAAGUGCAUUAGUAUAAAUUAUGUUUUUCAAGUGCUGCUUAUGAUACACAGACACACCGGGAUGCCAUAACGAACCAUGCUACGAAUAACUCAAAACACUUGUGUACUAUGUUUAAGUAAGACUUUUUGUAUAUUAAACAGAAUUGCUAACCGACUAUUUGCUAUUUAAUUAACAUCUUAAGAAUUACUGAAGAAUACAUUUUUGAAAUUUAGCAUACCUGUAACGUUAGAACAAAGUGUUCUUGAAAUAACAUCUAAAAGUUAAAAAUACCAAAUUACGCAGACAUAUGAUUUUAUUCGUUUUACUCGUCCCAUUUGUAAAAGUCACAAAUAUACACAUAAAAAGUGUGUUUUCCGAGAAAAGGUGAAUACAAAUUAUAAGGAUAUAGAUAUGUUCAGAAUUACUCGUUAAACUAAAAAGUGGUUAAAUAUUACACCGAUAUAAAAUAUUGUUUCUAGACAGGACACGACAAAAUCGAUUUAUUUGGUUUUGUUAUCAUUUUCUUCCCGCAUUUUGCUAGUUUGUAAUUUCUAGUGUUGUUUUGUAAUUUCUCAAAAGUAUAUGAUGGCAAAGCUUGAUUUUGUUGAAAUUUUCAAACAAUAUAUUGUUCCGAGCAUACCUUAAAUGUUCAAAUAAUUGUUAAGAUGGUGACAAAAUGAAAAGAUGGGUUGGUUGUUUUGUUUACUAUAGUUAUUUUAAAUAAAAAGGGAUGUGCAGUAAAGAUGAUACAUGUGAUUCUUUCAAGCCAAUUUUAUUUAUUUAUUUGUGUCAUUGGGAUAUGGUACACUUUUAUGUUAUUAUAUGUGAUAUAUGAAAAAUGUAUGUAAACACUAUUUUGAUGUUAAAAGUUUUUAUAUCUCGGACAUCCAAGUUACAAAAAGAUAGUUGAUAAUUUGUUAUAACUUGAAACCCAUUAUGAUAUAAAAUAAUGCCAUUUCCUUUCAGUUUAAGGUAAAACUAUUUUUGUACCCUACCAUACUCGUCAAAAUGGAACUGUUUCCAGAGCCACCUGUAAAAUGCCCAUUUGAAGUAAUAAAUCUUUACAUUUCACUUCAUGUACUUAAAGUUACAAAAAAUGUUGACUUAAUGUAAUCACUAUUCAGUCUUUCUAGGGUUUAAAAAACACUUCGAAAUGGUUAUGAUAUACUUUUUUCCAGUGCUGGCAUUGUUUGGACGGAAAGUCCGAAUCAUUUCGGGUAAAAUCAGGCAUAGAGUAAGAUUAUAGACCCACGUAAAAAGACGCUUAAGAAACAUUUGUUUUUUGGGUUUUUUUUCGCUGUUAUAAUACUAACCAGUUUGAAACCCGUCUCAAACUCUUAACAUGUGAUUGGUUGAUUCUGGGGAGAUAUUUGAAAUUAACCAUUCGCAAAACUGGAUAAUGAGACUUAUUUGAAACUAACCAAUCGCAAGACUGGAUAAUGAGACUUAUUUGAAACUAACCAAUCACAAGACUGGAUAAUGAGACUUAUUUGAAACUAACCAAUCACAAGACUGGAUAAUGAGACUUAUUUGAAAUUAACCAAUCACAAGAAUGGAUAAUGAGACUUAUUUGAAAGUAACCAAUCACAAGACUGGAUAAUAUGACUUAUUUGAAAUUAACCAAUCACAAGACUGGAUAAUGAGACUUAUUUGAAAUUAACCAAUCACAAGACUGGAUAAUGAGACUGGUCUCUAAAUCUAGCACUGUAGGAAUCUUGAAUGUACAAUAGGAAGUCUUGACAGGGGCGCAAUAUUUUUUCAUAUUUUUUUUUUCAGUUGUCUUUCAUUUUUUAUUGUUAUUGUUGUUCAGUAUGGGAGACGAUCCAUUUCGACGCAAGGAUGCUACUCGGAGUCGUGGCAGGAAGACAUUUUACGUGGAGAUUUAAAAAUAAUUUUGAAGAAAAGCAUAUUUGCGAAAAUGUUUUAACGCGUAUAUUACAUAUCAUAAAUUCAAAAGUAGUAUGACUGUUUUGCAGCAGGCAUGGUUUUGCACCACAUAUCAGACUUAUGUUCAAGCAAAAAAUGGUUACAUUUUGGUAAACCUAAAUAGUAUUUUUUGUCUUUAACAAUAUACUCCCAUUGUCGUUAUUGACAAAUUGUUACGUCAGCUUUUAAAUGAUUUAAUAUGCCUAAAUUUCAUAUCCGAAAAUAUGAAUAAAAAGAUGAACAUAGUAAAUCUUUUGCAGUGCGACUUUCAUUUUAAGAAAUGUACUGUGCCGCCAAACAAAUGGCGUCUGGACACAGCAGACAGAAAAAUAUGUUACUCAUGAAUUAGUUUACUUGGAAAGUAAACAGACUUGUUUUUAUUACAGACCUGAGAUAAUGAAUGUUUGUUGUUUUGAAUGUUAUGCUACUUUACUGUUUGUUUACACUGAUAAAUAUGUACAUAUUAAUUGUUAAUAUUUAAGUAUAUUUUGCUUGUUUAUCUCUGUACAGUUUAUUUUGUGAUUGUAUCAGUUCGGGUUACGAGUACUAUUGUAUUUAUUUGUUAUAAUUAUUUGUUUAUAGAAAUUUCGUUUUGUCUAGGACCACCUAGAGGUUAUCGUGUACAAAAGGCCCAGGGUAGGGAAAAGAAAAUAUUUUUGAAUAUUGUAUGUUGCAAUCACGUAAAAAAUGCAAAAUUCUAGUAUACUCUUUUUCGCAAAUAUCUCUGAUUCACAGGAAAUAAUUUAGUUCUUGCUGAGAAUAUUGUAUAUAUAAAUGUAGUAAUCAUAAAGGAUAAGCUGUCAGUUGUGCGUAUUUAUUUGAUAUGGGCGUAAAGUCAAGCUGGAUUGAUUAUAACCAUGUUUAAUUUUCAAUUCUAAUAUGACUAACAAUGCUUUAAUCAUCACAACGAUAUUAUGUUGACGUCACGUCAACGUGAUAUUUAGCGCCAUGCACGCAUCAAGAAAUAGCGCUUUCAAAUUUCAUGAAAAUAUUUACCAAAUAACAUGUUUAGAACUAAAUGUCACAUUCAAUUAUUAAAUAAAAUGUCAUUAAUAGAGAAAAUGCGAUACGGUAGUUUUAAGGAUACGCGUUCGUGUAAGAUUUUCUUAUUCAUUUUAAUAAACAUCUGAGAUGUUCAGAUGUUCAGCUCAGCUGACAGGUCAUGCCAAACAAUCAGUAUAAAAUUAACCUUUUUUUCAAUUGAAAGUAAUUAAGAUGUUUUAACGUGCAAUUUCUGUUUGCGGGAUUCCGUACGUCCAUGGGUACCGGAACGUGUAUGCCUUUAGCGUCUAUGAUGUCAAAAUUUUGGAAUAUUUCACGAAGCGUCUCUGUUGUCAAAUUCAGUAGAUUUCAACAAGCGUGCGUGAUGCUAAAAUUCAGAAUUUUUCACUAAGCUACUGUUUUCAGACUUCAAUAUUUUUAAACAAGUUACAGUGGCCAGUGUCAAAAUUCAUAACCUGUGAGGUGUUAAAACAAUUAUAGAACACAGCCGAAUGUAAACAUUAGACUUUUUUGUUCAAAAUCCCUCAUAAAAUUUGAACGCUUUUCUGUAGACGCGUAUAUACAUGUGUAGAGAUUCUGUACACGUACGCAUACACAGGUUUUAAUCCCUGUAUUAGCAAUGUUUGGUUAUCAUUAAGCAUUGCUGUGCAUCUCGGAGUCACUAUGCACAGUUUAAGGUUGCGGCAUAGCUAAAGUACUAAUUUUAAGUAACUUUUUCAUUUAACAUUAAACAAUAGCAUCAUUUUUGAAAAUACAGAAAUGAUAGUAAAUUUACGACAAGCUCAUUACAAAGAAUACACAAAACCGCAAGAAUAUUUGCCGUUAAAGGCAGUAUAAAGUCAUUUCGUUUAUAAAAAUUUUUAUUGUCACUUUUGAAAUAUACGUUUUCAUACCGCAUGUCUGGAUGGGCAUAAUUCAUAUAUUGUGAGGGUGAACAUAAUCAUCUUUAAUUAAAGAUAAAAAGUGACCUUUUUGACAAGAACGAAAAUCUUGAAAAUAUCUUCCGUUUUAUACGUUAUAUAACUGAGCCGCAACAUGAGAAAAACAACAUAGUGGCUUUGCGACCAGCAUGGAUCCAGACCAGACUGCGCAUCCAUGAUGUUCGCUAACGGUUUCUCUAAUUGCAAUAGGCUUUGAAAGCGAACAGCAUGGAUCCUGGCCAGACUGCGCGGAUGCGCAGGCUGGUCUGGAUCCAUGCUGGUCGCAAAUGCACUAUGUUGGUUUUCUCAUGGCGCGGCUCAAUUAUGUUAACCACCGAUCGCAUUAUAAAGAACCAGUUGGUUGUGAGUUUUCAAAUACAUUUUAUCAAGUUUUGAGAGAUAAGUUGCAGUACACGACUGUGUUUCAGAAAAUUAUUUUUCCGUUUAGCAGCUUGGAAUUCAUUUUUUUUCAGUGGUUACUGUAAUAUAAGGAUAUUCAUGUAUCAUAUUUUAAUAAGUCCUAUUGUUUGCAAAAAAACGGACCAUUUCAACGCAAAGACGAUCUAACGAAAACAGUACACUGCAUACCUUGUCAUGGUGGUGUCUUAAUUAAUGGACUAGCUUUCUUAAAACGUUACCUGCCGAACAAGCUUUCUAGUGGUUACUAAAACAACACUGUGGAACGCUUUGUAUGCGCAAUAACUUUAUUGAGUUGCAAACUCUGACCACAGCGUUGCGAAUUCAACAUUUCGCGGACAAAUUAGAGCAAAUUCGCGAAAUAAGGUUCAUGCAAACUUAAAAUGUUUUAUGGUUGAUAGGCAUACAUGUUAUUUAAUACCUAAAUAGAUUGGGAAAUUGUGACGAAAGAAUUUCUAAUUUUAGUCUGUAUAUGGCAUUACCUGGUGAUAAAGUUUUGAGUGCCACAAGAACAUCACCGACGACGGCAGAAAAAUGUUGCUAAUUUUGGUCGUAUUUGUUAACCGAUUGUGAUGAUUGUUAUUUAUGGAGAAUUGUAAAUAAUACCUGUCAUUUUUGUCUUUAUUUAUGAAUAUUUGAACUGAAUCAUUAAAAGAAAUAGAAAAUA
Messenger RNA from Mercenaria mercenaria, 6930 nucleotides. RefSeq lists its product as uncharacterized. The transcript is spliced from 4 exons. Gene Ontology annotation, molecular function: insulin-like growth factor binding. Bases 753 to 1439 code for a protein of 228 amino acids. The record is from RefSeq and is a predicted model, not a curated record. Gene Ontology annotation, biological process: regulation of cell growth; regulation of signal transduction. Gene Ontology annotation, cellular component: extracellular region. Lineage: Eukaryota; Metazoa; Mollusca; Bivalvia; Venerida; Veneridae.